Molecule: messenger RNA, 555 nt
Organism: Camponotus floridanus (Florida carpenter ant)
Lineage: Eukaryota; Metazoa; Arthropoda; Insecta; Hymenoptera; Formicidae
Gene: RpL31
Product: 60S ribosomal protein L31
Exons: 3
Coding region: 145-516 (123 amino acids)
Biological process (GO): cytoplasmic translation
Cellular component (GO): ribosome; cytosolic large ribosomal subunit
Molecular function (GO): structural constituent of ribosome
Source: RefSeq, a predicted model, not a curated record
GCUGUGUGCGAAGAGGUAGCGAUAUGAUUACCUGCAAAUUAUAAUCCUUAAACAUCCUGUUGUAGAUUCUUCACAAAUAUUUAAAUUUUAUAAAAUCUUAUCCAGUGGAUUUUCUCCUUGCUAAUUAUUAUCGAAGUAAAGAAGAUGGCUAAGUCUUCUGAAAAGAAGGGAAAAAGUGCUAUCAACGAGGUGGUGACUCGCGAAUACACAGUGAACCUUCACAAGCGUCUUCAUGGUGUUGGAUUCAAGAAACGUGCUCCAAGAGCUAUCAAGGAAAUCAGAAAGUUUGCGGAGAAGCAAAUGGGAACACCCGAUGUUAGGAUAGACACACGUCUCAACAAACAGCUGUGGUCCAAGGGUAUCAGAAAUGUUCCCUUCAGAGUUCGUGUGAGAUUAAGCAGGAGAAGAAAUGAUGACGAGGACUCGGCAAACAAGCUUUAUACCCUUGUCACAUAUAUACCUGUUGCAACUUUUAAGGGUCUUCAAACUGAAAAUGUGGAUGCCAGUCAAGAUUGAUGUACUUCUGUAUAAUAAACAAACUGUAUAAAUAUGUGA